AUGUAUAGGUAUCACAACAUUUCAUACAUUUCAUCUUUAGACAGCCUGAAGUCUAUUCUUCAUGUCAGUUUACAAGAACUUCUGUGGUAUAAGGUUUUUAAUCGGAGCUUGUACAAUAUGAUUAAUUUCCAGAGAAAAUGGAAACUGCAGUUGAAGCGGCUGUCAGAUGAAUUUAUGGUGAUAUGCAAUGAAUUCCAUAAUACACAGAAAAUUAUAAGAGAAAAGAAAAAGAACCAAAUUACAUCAGGCUCAGAUACAGAAGGGCAAUACUCAGAGCCAAGAUUAGAACAUGAAAAUGAUGUGGAAGAUGAACAGAUCCGAUUGCAGGAAUGGGAACUGAAACUCCAUUUUGUAGAGGAACAAGAACAAGAAGUUCAAAAACUACAGGAAGACAUACUGGUCAUCAAUCAACUUAUGAGAGAAAUUUCCUCAUUGAUUAAUGAACAAAGUGAGAAUGUUGACAACAUUGAAGCCAAUGUGGAAGAAACCACCAUACGUGUUAUUGAAGGAACAGAACAGUUACAGCAAGCAGCCAUUCACAAGCAUUGGAUAUACUUAAUCGCCUCAACUGUCACUGCAAGGAAGUCAGUGAAGGGUCUCUUGUAG
This is a messenger RNA of Schistocerca serialis cubense, 606 nucleotides long. Its product is annotated as syntaxin-12-like. Gene Ontology annotation, cellular component: synaptic vesicle; endomembrane system; membrane. The record is from RefSeq and is a predicted model, not a curated record. Gene Ontology annotation, biological process: intracellular protein transport; vesicle fusion; vesicle-mediated transport. The transcript has 5 exons. Bases 1 to 606 code for a protein of 201 amino acids. Gene Ontology annotation, molecular function: SNARE binding; SNAP receptor activity. NCBI's taxonomy places the organism in Eukaryota, Metazoa, Arthropoda, Insecta, Orthoptera, Acrididae.